AUGUCGACAAACGGGACGCAACAUUUCAGCACCAAGAACUGCAAGGAGCCGGGUCCUUACUGUCCAGUCGAGGCUACAGUGUUGGGCUAUUAUCCCAACCUCGGCGCGAAUGCCUUUCUCGUCGCCGGAUUUGCAACCUGCCUCCUGGUGUUGCUGAUUACGGGAAUCCGGAAGAAAACCUGGGGUUAUUCUGCGGCUCUGGUGGCAGGAUGUAUACUUGAGGUAGCUGGUAUGUAUAACUUGAAAUACGAUACACACUUGAGAGCAAAACAUCAGGAUAUCAUGACGUUUGGAUCUAUAUGCUCGACGACAAGUUCAACAGAAAAGACAAAUGCUGACCCAGGGAAAUUCUUCCACAUUGUAGGCUACAUUGGUCGCAUCCAGAUGCACGCCAACCCCUUUAGCAAAGACGCAUUCCAGCUGCAGAUAUCGGCCAUAGUGCUCGCGCCAACACUCCUCUGCAUCUCCAUCUACCUGACGCUCAAGCACGCGGUCCUGUCGCUCUCGCCGGGCCUCUCGCGCGUCCGCCCGCGCCUCUACCCCCUCAUCUUUGUGCCCGCCGACGUCUCGUGCCUGAUUCUCCAGGCCAUCGGCGGCGGCCUGGCCGCCUCGGCCGGCUCCUCGGGCGAGAACGCCGACCUGCUGCUCGCCGGCGACCGCGUCAUCAUCGUCGGCAUCGCCCUCCAGGUCGCCGUGCUCCUCGGCUUCGGCACCAUGGCCACCGACUACCUGGUUCGGGUGCGCCGUGUCCUCGUCCGAUCUGCUGCUGCUGCCGCCUCGGGUAAUGACGACAACGACAAUGUGCUGGCGCCCGGGGCCCGCGCCCUGUGGGUAGACAAAAAGGCCCGCAUGUUCUUUUUUGCCGUCCUCGGCGCCUAUUUCGGUAUCCUGAUUCGGUGCAUCUAUCGUAUCGCCGAGAUGAGCGGUGGAUGGGGCAGCACGAUUAUGCGCGACCAGCCCAGUUUCAUUGUGCUCGAGGGCUUUAUGGUCCUCAUCCCUGUGGCUCUGUUGACAGCCUUCCCGCCCGGGUUCCUGUUCCCCGCCAUGGCUGAGAGGGAAGCCCAGCGGUUCAGGAAGAAGGGGAAGAAGAGCGACGAGAAGAGUGCGGCUGAGGGCAACACAGUCGAGACUGGUGUCAAGCCUGGCGACGAAACUUCUGACGGGGCUGAAGUAGCACCUGUGAAAGCCGAAAAACCCCUACAGGUAUAG
This is a messenger RNA of Pestalotiopsis fici W106-1, 1209 nucleotides long. RefSeq lists its product as uncharacterized. The transcript is spliced from 3 exons. NCBI's taxonomy places the organism in Eukaryota, Fungi, Ascomycota, Sordariomycetes, Amphisphaeriales, Sporocadaceae. Gene Ontology annotation, cellular component: plasma membrane; fungal-type vacuole. Bases 1 to 1209 code for a protein of 402 amino acids. The record is from RefSeq and is a predicted model, not a curated record.